Molecule: messenger RNA, 321 nt
Organism: Staurois parvus
Lineage: Eukaryota; Metazoa; Chordata; Amphibia; Anura; Ranidae
Source: the annotation of a GenBank genome assembly
UCUGUGCUGAAAGAGGUAUAUUUUUUUGCAUGGAAAUAUGUCUUUUUUUAUUGUAGGCCUUUUUGGACAUCAUGGACUUUAAUAAGUUUCCAGGCAGAAAGAACAGUCAAAAUGCAGGCAGGGGACAGGACAAAGCAGUAGGGACAAAAUGUAUGUGAAAUGCUUUGAAACAUGAAUGGCAGUUUUUUAAAAUUUUCAAAUUUCCAGCCGGUUCCAACCCCGUAUGUCCCAUACGUCCCGAAGCUCACAGGGACCGGAACACGGAAGCCGGAUGCCGGCAUCGGCCGGAGGAGAUGGCCGGGCACGCUGCAGAGGACACAU